AUGUCAGCCACAACUAUACCUCUCCAACCCCUCGUGUCGAGGGCACGUGCGGAGACAAAUGACCGUUCCCCCCAUGCCGGCGCAGUCGGAGACUUUGAUUCUAUCAUAGUACACCCCGAAGAGGGGAAAGAAUGCGCUGGCAUGGAGAUAAGCGAUCGCGAUACUCCCCAUGCCGAGAACCGUGCUGGAAGGGAUCGGGUCUCACUUGCGGAGAAGCAACAUCCGCCAGAUCUGAGCUUUUUGACGGCCAAACACCCGCUCUUUCCACCCAUGCCUUCCUACGGUCCUCCCUCUGCCAUCCGCCGGAUCCAGGACUGUCUGUUCAUCGCCAUAUCGUUCGUCCUCUCGCUGUGCUUUUUGACGGCUGUCUUCCUCGGUGCCCUCGUGCGGACGGCCGCUGUCGCCAUUACGAACGCUCGACUACGAAUGAGCGGUCAUAAUCCAGAUACCCAGAGAACGUUCUAUGAAGAAGAGCGUGCUCGACGGAAAGCGCGUGCUGAGGCCGACCGCAGAUGGCAUCUACGUCAGCAGAAAAGGGAUGCCGACGAGGAACAAGCUCUGGAUGAAUGCCCGUCGUUGGAAGGCGGCAAGGAUCCUAUUGUCUGUGAUGUUGCAUACUAUGCCCGUCGGGUUGGCCUUGAUGUUGAGACAUUCCGCGUGCAGACCGAAGAUGGAUUUAUCAUUACCCUGUGGCACGUCUAUAAUCCCCAAGAGUACACUGCAUUAUCACCUGAAGCAAGGCGUGAACGUGGACCCCAGGUCUUUAGUGGGCCAAAGAUCUCAAACCUGACUGGCCAACAGUCUCAGCGGCGAUAUCCCGUUCUCUUGGUCCAUGGGUUGCUUCAAAGUGCCGGUGCAUUCUGCACCAACGACGAAGACAGCCUGGCAUUCUACCUCUGUAAAUCCGGCUAUGAUGUGUGGUUAGGCAAUAACCGAUGCGGCUCAAACCCCGAACAUACCACCCUGUCGCCCGAUGACCCACGUAUGUGGUCUUGGGAUAUCCGUCACCUUGGGACAUUGGACCUUGCAGCCCUUACUUCGCGUGUUCUCUAUGAGACUGGAUUCGAGAAGCUGGGUCUUGUCUGCCAUUCGCAAGGCACCACACAGACCUUUGUGGCUUUGUCGAAAGAACAACGCCCUGAGCUGAGCGAGCAUAUUUCUGUUUUCUGCGCUCUUGCGCCUGCUGUAUAUGCUGGGCCCCUUGUACACAGACCUUACUUCCGAUUCAUGAGCAUUUUAUCUCCAGCCAUGUUUAGACUCGUCUUUGGCAUUCACUCAUUCAUCCCUUUCAUGAUGACCGCCCGCCGUCUGCUUCCACCUAGGAUAUAUGGAACCCUGGCAUAUUGGGUAUUCUCUUUUUUGUUUGAUUGGUCCGAUGAUCGCUGGGAGCGUGAUCUGCGCCACCGCAUGUUCCAGUUUGCUCCAGUAUACGUGAGUGCCGAGACCAUGCGUUGGUGGCUCGGCAGUGAUAGUUUCGCCAAACAUAAAUGCAUUCUGUCCACGGAGGACGAGUUGCGACGUGAGCUUGCCCCGAACAGUACCUUACCUGACGAGACUGUCACCGAACACGGGGAUGACCCUCGCGACGCUUGCUUGGGUAGCUCAUCCCCUAGCCCCUGGUUUGGCCCAGGGACGCCCCCAUUUGCAUUUUGGAUCGGCGGGUCCGAUGCUCUUGUCGAUGGUCGUCGGCUGGUGGAUCGCUUCCAUAGCGGCCGUGAGCCCCAUGCACGUCUCGUACAUUCGAAGAUUAUUGAGGAGUAUGAACACCUCGAUGUGCUUUGGGCUAUGGACGCUAUUGAGCAGGUUGGCAUGGAGGUCAGAGAUGUCAUUUGGAAAACCAUGCCAGACGAUGCACGUAACAUCUGCCGUGCCCCUCGCGGUGUAGAUUUUGACCAGACAUAA
This is a messenger RNA of Penicillium salamii, 1902 nucleotides long. The record is from the annotation of a GenBank genome assembly. NCBI's taxonomy places the organism in Eukaryota, Fungi, Ascomycota, Eurotiomycetes, Eurotiales, Aspergillaceae.